Eubalaena glacialis (North Atlantic right whale) is the source of this 9341-nucleotide messenger RNA. It is a transcript of the gene TANC2, whose product is annotated as tetratricopeptide repeat, ankyrin repeat and coiled-coil containing 2. NCBI's taxonomy places the organism in Eukaryota, Metazoa, Chordata, Mammalia, Artiodactyla, Balaenidae. Gene Ontology annotation, molecular function: protein binding. Bases 322 to 6543 code for a protein of 2073 amino acids. The transcript has 28 exons. Gene Ontology annotation, cellular component: dendritic spine. Gene Ontology annotation, biological process: regulation of dendritic spine morphogenesis. The record is from RefSeq and is a predicted model, not a curated record.
CCUCCUGGCUGUGCAGCGCGCGAGGCGGAGCAAGUUGCCCGCCGCCGCCGCCGCCGCCGCGCUGGGCGAGAGCCUGCACCCGCGCCGCCGCUGACAGGAGGACCGCCGAGGGCUGCGCUAGCCGCCGGGAGGCCCCGCCGCGCCUUUCUCGGACGCAGACCCACAGCGGGCGUCGGAGCGCAGCGAGGUGCUCUGGGAUCGCGGGCGGCGCCGGCGGGCGGCGCGGUCCUCACAGGAGACCCCGGGGACUCGGGCUUGACCCCGAGGUGCAGCGAACCCCCCUCAGAGCGGCAGUUUUGUGAACACUAGAAUAGCACAACCAUGUUUCGGAAUAGUCUCAAGAUGCUUCUUACUGGAGGGAAAUCAAGUCGUAAGAACAGAUCAAGUGAUGGAGGGAACGAGGAAGGACCAGAUCGAAGACAGUCAAGUGUAGACUCUCGCCAAAGCCGCUCUGGGCAAGGUGGCAUCUCCACAGAAAGCGACUGUGCUUUUGAGCCAGACUACGCCGUCCCACCACUUCCAGUGAGUGAAGGUAUGCAGCACAUUCGGAUUAUGGAGGGCAUGUCUCGCUCUCUUCCAUCCUCCCCCUUACUCACACAUCAGUCUAUCAGUGUUCGGCUCCAACCUGUGAAGAAGUUAACUGCCCCUCUGAGGAAGGCAAAGUUUGUUGAGAGCCCACGAAUUCCAGAAUCCGAGCUUGGCUCACCAACCCUCACUUCAUCUCAGAAACUGGACGUGGAUGCAUACUGCCCUGGUGAUGCUGAACAAGAACUUGGUCCCCCUCCAUCUGUAGAUGAGGCAGCAAACACACUCAUGACUCGUCUGGGUUUCCUCCUUGGAGAGAAAGUCACGGAAGUUCAGCCAGGUGACCAAUACAACAUGGAAGUACAGGAUGAAAAUCAGACCUCAGCAAUCACCCAGAGGAUAAGUCCCUGUUCCACCUUGACUAGCAGCACUGCCUCUCCACCAGCCAGUAGCCCCUGCUCCACUCUCCCGCAAGUCAGUGCAAAUGCAACUGCCAAGGAUGGCAGCUAUGGGGCUGUCACUAGUCCAACCUCCACCCUUGAAAGCAGAGAUAGUGGUAUCAUUGCUACCUUGACAAGCUAUUCUGAAAACAUGGAACGCACAAAAUACGUUGGGGAAAGCAGUAAAGAAUUAGGAUCUGGAGGAAACCUAAAGCCUUGGCAGUCUCAAAAAUCCAGCAUGGAUUCCUGUUUAUAUCGAGUAGAUGAAAACAUGACGGCUUCCACCUAUAGUCUGAAUAAGAUCCCAGAGAGGAAUUUGGAAACGGUUUUAUCACAGUCAGUACAGUCUAUUCCUCUUUAUCUUAUGCCACGGCCAAAUUCAGUAGCAGCCACAAGCUCCACCCACUUGGAGGACCUCGCUUACCUGGAUGAGCAGAGACAUACACCUUUGAGAACUUCUCUUCGAAUGCCAAGACAGAGCAUGGCCGGUGCUCGCACACAACAGGAUUUAAGAGUUCGCUUUGCACCUUAUAGGCCUCCAGAUAUCUCCCUGAAGCCGCUGCUCUUUGAAGUGCCCAGCAUCACUACAGAGUCAGUGUUUGUUGGCCGGGAUUGGGUUUUCCAUGAAAUAGAUGCUCAACUUCAAAGUUCAAAUGCCAGCGUGAACCAAGGAGUAGUGAUCGUGGGAAACAUUGGGUUCGGCAAAACCGCCAUCAUCUCCAGACUGGUGGCCCUCAGCUGCCAUGGAACACGGAUGAGACAGAUCGCCUCAGACAGCCCACAUGCCUCCCCCAAACAUGUGGAUGCCAACAGAGAGCUGCCACUCACACAGCCACCUUCAGCCCACUCAUCCAUCACCAGUGGAAGCUGCCCAGGAACUCCAGAAAUGCGGAGGCGGCAGGAGGAGGCCAUGCGGAGACUAGCCUCGCAGGUGGUUGCCUAUCACUAUUGCCAAGCAGAUAAUGCCUACACCUGCCUGGUGCCGGAAUUCGUCCACAAUGUUGCUGCCCUGCUCUGCCGCUCACCGCAGCUGGCGGCCUAUCGGGAGCAGCUUCUCCGGGAGCCUCACCUACAGAGCAUGCUGAGCCUUCGGUCCUGUGUUCAAGAUCCCAUGGCCUCCUUCCGGAGGGGAGUGCUGGAGCCCCUGGAGAAUCUCCACAAAGAGAGAAAAAUCCCAGAUGAAGAUUUCAUCAUCUUAAUUGAUGGAUUAAAUGAAGCAGAAUUUCACAAACCGGAUUAUGGGGAUACAAUUGUAUCAUUUCUGAGUAAAAUGAUUGGAAAAUUUCCUUCCUGGCUCAAACUAAUUGUAACAGUUAGGACCAGUUUACAGGAAAUUACCAAGCUGCUGCCUUUCCAUAGGAUUUUUUUGGAUCGACUAGAAGAGAAUGAAGCCAUAGACCAGGACCUGCAGGCUUACAUCCUGCACCGGAUACACAGCAGCUCAGAGAUCCAGAAUAACAUUUCACUUAAUGGCAAAAUGGACAAUACUACAUUUGGCAAACUCAGUUCUCAUCUCAAGACACUCAGUCAAGGGUCCUAUCUAUACCUGAAACUCACAUUUGACCUCAUAGAGAAAGGCUAUCUAGUGUUAAAGAGCUCUAGCUACAAAGUAGUUCCUGUUUCGCUCUCUGAGGUUUACUUACUCCAGUGCAAUAUGAAGUUCCCAACCCAGUCUUCCUUUGACCGGGUGAUGCCUCUCCUGAAUGUGGCAGUGGCCUCUCUCCACCCACUGACUGAUGAACAUAUCUUCCAAGCCAUCAAUGCUGGCAGCAUUGAAGGCACGCUAGAAUGGGAGGAUUUUCAGCAGAGAAUGGAGAACCUCUCCAUGUUCCUAAUCAAGCGCAGAGACAUGACUCGUAUGUUUGUGCAUCCUUCUUUUCGAGAAUGGCUUAUCUGGAGAGAAGAAGGAGAGAAAACCAAAUUUCUCUGUGAUCCCAGGAGUGGUCACACAUUACUUGCCUUCUGGUUUUCCCGCCAAGAGGGAAAACUAAACCGACAGCAGACAAUUGAACUGGGACAUCACAUCCUCAAAGCACACAUUUUUAAGGGUUUGAGUAAAAAAGUUGGAGUAUCAUCCUCCAUCCUCCAAGGUCUCUGGAUCUCCUAUAGCACAGAGGGUCUUUCCAUGGCAUUGGCAUCUUUACGAAAUCUCUAUACUCCAAAUAUAAAGGUCAGCCGACUGCUGAUUUUGGGAGGUGCCAACAUUAAUUACCGGACAGAGGUUUUAAAUAAUGCUCCAAUUCUAUGCGUCCAGUGUCAUCUUGGUUACACAGAAAUGGUGGCCCUGCUGUUGGAGUUUGGGGCCAACGUGGAUGCCUCCUCGGAAAGCGGCCUGACUCCUCUGGGUUAUGCUGCAGCCGCAGGCUUCCUAAGCAUUGUCGUGCUGCUGUGCAAGAAACGGGCCAAGGUGGAUCACUUGGAUAAGAAUGGGCAGUGUGCCUUGGUCCAUGCUGCACUCCGAGGUCAUCUGGAGGUUGUCAAGUUUUUGAUUCAGUGUGACUGGACAAUGGCGGGCCAGCAGCAAGGGGUGUUUAAGAAGAGCCACGCCAUCCAGCAGGCCCUCAUCGCUGCAGCCAGCAUGGGUUAUACUGAGAUUGUCUCCUACCUACUUGAUCUUCCAGAAAAAGAUGAGGAGGAGGUGGAGCGAGCACAGAUCAACAGCUUUGACAGCCUCUGGGGAGAGACAGCCCUGACAGCUGCAGCCGGAAGGGGCAAACUGGAGGUGUGUCGUCUGCUCCUGGAACAGGGGGCAGCAGUGGCCCAGCCAAACCGCCGAGGGGCAGUGCCCUUAUUCAGCACCGUUCGCCAAGGCCACUGGCAGAUCGUUGAUCUUUUACUCACCCAUGGAGCCGAUGUCAACAUGGCGGACAAGCAGGGCCGUACUCCCCUGAUGAUGGCGGCUUCCGAAGGCCACCUGGGAACUGUGGACUUUCUCCUUGCUCAAGGUGCCUCCAUCGCGCUAAUGGACAAAGAAGGAUUGACAGCCCUCAGCUGGGCUUGUUUGAAGGGUCAUCUCUCAGUAGUACGUUCUCUGGUGGAUAAUGGAGCUGCCACAGACCAUGCUGACAAGAAUGGCCGCACCCCACUGGAUCUGGCGGCUUUCUAUGGUGAUGCUGAGGUGGUCCAGUUCCUGGUGGAUCACGGGGCCAUGAUCGAGCACGUUGACUACAGCGGAAUGCGCCCUUUGGAUAGGGCAGUGGGGUGCCGGAACACUUCUGUUGUUGUCACUCUUCUGAAGAAAGGAGCCAAGAUAGGUUGUCAGACGUUACCGAGUCGCCCACGAGGUCCAGCCACAUGGGCGAUGGCCACCUCCAAACCAGACAUCAUGAUCAUCCUGCUGAGCAAGCUGAUGGAAGAGGGGGACAUGUUUUAUAAGAAAGGGAAGGUAAAGGAAGCUGCCCAGCGCUACCAGUACGCUCUGAAGAAAUUCCCUAGAGAAGGGUUUGGUGAGGACUUGAAAACCUUCCGGGAGCUAAAAGUGUCUCUCCUCCUCAACCUCUCUCGAUGUCGCAGGAAAAUGAACGAUUUUGGAAUGGCGGAGGAAUUUGCUACUAAGGCCCUGGAGCUGAAACCGAAAUCUUAUGAAGCUUACUAUGCAAGAGCAAGGGCAAAACGCAGCAGCAGACAGUUUGCAGCAGCCUUAGAGGACCUGAACGAGGCCAUCAAGCUGUGUCCAAACAACCGUGAGAUCCAGAGACUUCUGCUGAGAGUGGAGGAAGAGUGCCGACAGAUGCAGCAACAGCCGCCGGCGGCACAGCAGCAGCCUCAGCAGCAGUUACCGGAGGAAACAGAACCCGAACCCCAGCAUGAAGAUAUCUACUCCGCGCAGGACAUACUCGAGGAGGAGUUCUUGGAACAGGAUGUUGAGAAUGUGUCCAUCGGCCUCCAGACGGAGGCUCGGCCCAGCCAGGGGCUCCCGAUAAUCCAGAGCCCGCCCUCCUCCCCGGCCCACCGCGACUCGGCCUGCAUCUCCAGCUCGCCUCUCGGCUCCCAUCAGGGUUUUGACUUCCGGCCCAGCAGCUCUGUGGGCUCUCCCACUAGGCAGGGUUACCAGUCCGCCUCACCUGCCCUUUCUCCGACUCACCAGAACUCGCAUUACAGGCCCAGCCCCCCGCAUACUUCCCCCGCUCAUCAGGGAGGGUCUUACCGCUUCAGCCCCCCUCCUGUGGGAGGGCAGGGCAAGGAGUACCCGAGCCCUCCCCCGUCCCCUCUCCGCAGAGGCCCUCAGUAUCGGGCCAGCCCUCCAGCGGAAAGCAUGAGUGUCUACAGAGCCCAGUCAGGCUCCCCCGUGCGCUAUCAACAAGAAACAAGUGUGAGUCAGCUUCCUGGCAGACCGAAAUCUCCAUUAUCCAAGAUGGCCCAGCGGCCCUACCAGAUGCCCCAGCUUCCUGUGGCAGUGCCCCAGCAAGGGCUCAGGCUCCAGCCGGCCAAAGCCCAGAUUGUGAGAAGCAACCAGCCCAGCUCAGCAGUUCAUUCGAGCACCGUCAUCUCCACAGGGGCCUAUGGCCAAGUGGCCCAUUCGAUGGCUGGCAAAUACCAGUCUUCACAAGGAGACAUAGGAGUAAGUCAGAGCCGGUUGGUUUAUCAGGGGUCCAUCGGGGGGAUUGUAGGGGACGGGAGACCCGUGCAGCACGUGCAGGCCAGCCUGAGUGCAGGCGCCAUCUGUCAGCAUGGAGGGUUGACCAAAGAAGACCUUCCCCAGCGACCUUCCUCCGCCUAUCGAGGUGGCAUGAGAUACAGCCAGACACCACAGAUUGGGCGUAGCCAGUCCGCAUCCUAUUACCCAGUCUGUCACUCAAAACUAGAUCUGGAGCGUUCCUCCAGCCAACUAGGUUCCCCCGAUGUGUCACAUUUAAUCAGAAGACCUAUUAGUGUCAACCCUAAUGAAAUCAAACCCCACCCACCAACUCCCAGGCCAUUGCUGCACUCCCAAAGCGUAGGCCUUCGUUUCUCUCCAUCUAGCAAUAGUAUCUCAUCCGCCUCCAACCUAACUCCUACCUUCCGGCCAUCUUCCUCGAUUCAACAAAUGGAGAUCCCACUGAAACCGGCAUACGACAGGUCAUGUGAUGAGCUAUCGCCAGUGUCUCCCACUCAGGGAGGUUACCCCAGUGAGCCCACCCGAUCCAGGACCACACCAUUCAUGGGGAUCAUAGAUAAAACGGCCCGGACUCAACAGUACCCCCACCUUCACCAGCAGAAUCGGACCUGGGCAGUGUCAUCAGUGGAUACCGUUCUCAGUCCUACGUCUCCGGGCAACCUGCCUCAGCCUGAGUCCUUCAGCCCACCGUCAUCCAUCAGCAACAUUGCCUUUUAUAACAAAACCAACAAUGCACAGAAUGGCCAUUUGCUGGAGGACGAUUACUACAGCCCCCAUGGGAUGCUGGCUAACGGGUCCCGCGGAGACCUGCUGGAGAGAGUUAGCCAGGCCUCCUCGUACCCCGACGUGAAAGUGGCUCGGACCCUCCCUGUGGCUCAGGCGUACCAGGACAACCUGCACAGGCAGCUGUCCCGGGACCCUCGACAUGGGCAGACAUCCCCUAUCAAACCAAAGAGACCAUUUGUGGAGUCUAAUGUUUAAAAGACGUGUGUUGGAGCGAGACCCCUAUGUGUUCACUGCACAUUUUCAGGCUUGGUUUCCACAUUCGAGGUAGUUCUCUGGCUUAAUUUCUCAUGUAGUUUCCACGUGGUGUUCAGAGGUGCAGCCCACAUGCCGAAAUCCUUUGCAUGCAGCCGACUGGGAAGCUGGCCUCCGGGGAGCCAGGACUUGGGUUUCUUUUGUCUGUACCCUAGCCACACGCUCUCUCCCUCUCUUCAGAUGCCAACGAGGAGAUUGUUGUGCCGUGUGCUUUAACCCAGGGAGAUCAGACACACUGGUCAGCUUUUUCCAGGAGACAAUCGCUUUCACUGAUGUUCUUGUUGUGUAAAAUGUCUUUCUCCUUUUUUACAAAAAUAAGAUGUUCUUGUUCGUUUUCUUCUAGGAACUUUAGAAAGAGUGUGAUGCCCCUUUGCCUUUGCAUUCUUAUCCAGUGUUAUCCAAAUAGCAGCCCCAGUGCAUUCUUGUGCCAUGGUCUCCUCCCCUGGACCGCCAGCUCCCUGCAGCCAUCAGGUCUAGAAUGUUCAUUUAGAUUAUUGCUGGUCUUCCUAUGGGGGUAAAGGAUCAAGGAGAAAGAGAGGAAAUAAGAAAGCACCAAUACAGUUAUUUGAAAUGUUACUACAUGGAUUUCCCAAGAGGCAUUUUAGGAACAUUCAGAAAACAACCAGCCCUUUAAAUAUUUCAGUCAGCCAAGGAAACUGGAUGAGAAUCAUGCAUAUUUUUAAAUAAUUCACUGAGUUAUUCUUUACGUUUUUAGCCAAAUUAACCAUUAAAAGCUACCAAUUUUCCAUGGGUGGGGGAGAGAAUAAAUACAUAGAGAGAGACUGUUCUGGAUUCUCAGUGGAAGGCUGUAGAAAAUCUGUCUUGGAGAAAUCUACUUUUUGGGUUCUGAUACGUCACUGAGCAUCGUAUUCCACAAAAAGCAUACUCUUCCCGGAGGUUGACUGGUGUAUAAUCCUGUUAAGUUGGAUCUUUGCCUAGAGCCAGAUUUUGUUCUACUGGCCCUCUUUUUUUUGUUUUUUAAACCCAGAUGGUAUAGUGAAGAAUUGGUUUUUGGGGAAGGAAGUUGAAUUCUCUGGGGACAGUAAGACUUAUUCCCAGAGCUUGCACCCAGGGCCAUUGCAUUCCAUGGCAAAUGUUGUCUAACUCCAUUUCAAGAUCUAUUGUUUCAUUAUCUAUUAUUACAGGAAUUGUUUAUUCUUUUCUUUUUCUAGGUAGGAGUGUUUGGGGAUUGAUAUUUAAAAACCGGGCACAGCAAAGUGUUUCAGGGUGAAGGAAGACCCCUUUCAGCCCUGGGUAGGAGCACAUAAGGUAGACAGCAAGUCUUCUGAUCCAGUCACCCUCCAGACAUCUCCUGUGUCUGGUGGUCCUUUGCUAACCGGUCCUUUGAGUGACUGAGGCCAGCAUGAGAUGGACGGCAAGAACACUGAAAUCAAAGCGUUAGCACAGGCCUGGUAGCGACUGCACAUCAGCUCUUAAAAUUAACAAACUAAACAACUAAAACUAAACAAAAGAGAAUUCGGUCACUGUUACCAGGAAUCAUUCUGCUCUUGUUAGUAAAGGGCUACAGGAAGGGAGGCUUCCUGAAUAAAAAUCCAGAUGUGACCAGACCUGUUUGUAAUAGUAAGUGUCCUCUGAAAGAAUCAUUAAGACAUGGGGAGCAUGAAGCUGAAAUCAGAAACACUUCUUUACUAACUUAGAUUCUGCCAAAUAGAUGAACCCCUCCACCCCCAAGCCUAGACAGGCCAGGAUGUGUGUCCUGUGCUAGAAGUAAACAGCAAGGCUAACUCAAGACCCAGCCUCUGUCAACCCUCUCUGAUGCUGAAGGACUAUCUCCCACUCAGCUAGCCCAGAGUGGACGUCAGUGUCUCUUCUCUCUCUGUCUCUCAUCAAGAAGGUGAAAUGUACAGCUAUAGCAUCAGCCUACAGCCAGGAGCCCAGCAGCCUCUCAGCUUUUUUUGUCCAGGUCUCAGCCCUGUUGGGCUCUUUGCAUCUUACCCUUUUUAACUACUACUCACUGAGGAGCUGCUGCCACAUUUUGAAAAAUUCUCAGUGUUUAUUAGAAAAGUGCCCCCUGUUUAUUUGGAACACCACACGUACCACCUGCACCCACCUGAGUGGGUGAGCAGGUUCUACAGUUUUCAAAAUAACACCACUGAUGCCACUUCUCCCGAGCGUGUAUCUUAGAAUUUUCUAGGACGGACAGAUUUAGGGUCCAUGCCUUACUGGACAAAACACCUAAACUGUCAACAGUCAAGAUGCAAUUCUUUUUUAGCCAUUGUAAGAGGGAGUGAAUAUCACUACUGGGCGCCGGUUGUUUUUGACUAAAAAUUGCCAACUGGACCUUAUUGGAGCAGGAGACAAAGUCUUUCCUUGUAAGCAGACUGCCUGUGCCCUGUUUUGCUACUUCACUGCCACGGGAUGAUCUCAGUGCUGUACCUUAGAGAUGCCUCCUCCCCGAGCAGCACUUGCUGAAUCAAUGUCUGGCUUCAGGUGGGGGGAAAUUUUUCACAUGAAACCGGUAAGUUCCACUCACCCGAUUCACAUCACCCUGAAAUGGAGACAGUGGUGACAGACUUCAGCUUACAGGUUUCUCACCAAAUCCUACCUUCCGUUCACCCAGAAUUCUUGCACUAAUGGGUUUCCAUCACAUCAUGUCUUUAAAUGGGUGCACUUUAUUGUUUGAAUUUGUAACUCUGAUAAAUACUGGAUAUUUAAGUGUGAGUAAUGUCUUCAUUAGAAAAUAGCAAAACCGCCCUUUUAGUGUAUUUUUCAAGGGAAAA